CUUCUCUCGGCCAAUUCGAUAGCACACCUUUGUAAUACUGGUGUCUCCUAUAUAAACCGACCAAAAUCGUGGAUUUGCCCCGUUUCCAACGUUCAUCCUUCCUUCCCGUCGCCUUCUCUCCUCACAGAUUUCUCCCCCCAAAUUCGUCCCCUUCUCAGCCCCAUUUUCCACCCCGUGUUCCUUCGUUCGUCGCGAUUUGUUCUCCCGGCGGCGACGAAAGCACGGCGACGCAGCAAGCCAGCCUCACUGGUUACUGGCACUGGACCGGCGCGGAUUGAUUUCUUCUUUCCUCGGAUAAGCAUUGAUCCUGGAUUUAGCUAUUUCUUAUGUGAUAAGCAGAUAAGCUGCAAUGAAGGAUUCUCAGUGUUUUUCUUUUUCUUUUAGCAGGUGAUUGAUUUAUGUUACUUAUGGACAUUUCCUACAGGAUAUUCAGAGCACCACAGAGUUGCAGAUGUCCCCCCAGGGUACUAAUGAAGUGCAAAGUAACCAACUAAACACAAUGGCCACUGAUGCACCUGCAGGAGAUCCCGGUUCUGUGGCAGUCGCUAACAAUGAUAAUAGAAAAGUCUCCCGUGAAGACAUUGAACUUGUCCAAAAUUUGAUAGAGCGCUGUCUGCAGCUGUACAUGACCAAAGGAGAGGUUGUUAGGACACUUUCUACUCGUGCUAGAAUAGAACCUGGCUUCACUACUUUAGUAUGGCAGAAACUUGAAGAAGAGAACUCUGAAUUCUUUCGGGCUUACUAUAUAAGAUUGAAAUUGAAAAGACAGAUUGUCUUGUUCAACCAUUUAUUGCAGCACCAGUAUAAUUUGAUGAAAUAUCCAGCACCUCCGAAUGUUCCGCUGGCUCCCAUGCAAAAUGGAAUGCAUCCUAUGCCAGUUAACAAUCUACCGAUGGGGUAUCCAGUACUUCAGCAACCUCUGAUGCCUGCUCCUGGCCAGCCUCACAUUGAUCCGAUGGUUUGUGGUCUAUCCAGCGGCCAUGUAGUGAAUGGGAUCCCUGCACCAGGUGGUUAUCAUCCAAUGCGCAUGAACUCUGUAAAUGACAUGGUUGUGGACAAUGGUGCACCGGAAGCUGCACAUGCUGGUGCUAUGUCAUCUGAUAUGGCUGUGAGUCCCUCAUCAGCAGCAUCAAGCCAUGCUCCUUUCACUCCAUCUGAGAUACCAGGGAUGGCCAUGGAUACAUCAGUCCUGGAUUCAGCAUUUGGAUCUGAGAUAGGGAACACAGGACCUCUGCAAUUAGGGGCAGAUGGGUCGUCAAGGGAUUCCAUCCGAUCCUUGGGGCAGCUCUGGAAUUUCAGCCUCUCUGAUCUUACAGCAGAUUUGACAAGUUUAGGAGACUUGGAGGCUCUUGAGAAUUACGCGGGUACCCCUUUCCUGCCCUCGGACUCGGAUCUCUUACUUGAUUCCCCAGACCAUGAUGACAUAGUUGAGUACUUCGCCGACGCCAUCAACGGGUCCCAAUCGGACGAAGAGAAGCCAUAGAGAACAGACUCAAAAUAGUCCCGUUGAGAUUUAGACCUGGCCAGAGUGCCUAUCUCAUGUAGUGUAAUCUUGGAGCCGCGCAUACCGCGGUAAUAUCAGACUGUGGGUAUUCGCCCAGAGAUGCGGUAAUUGCGCGUCACUAAAGAAUUUUGUAGUGGUCAAUGCUAGUCCUUUGGAAUAAUCAGCCUUCACCGGAUAAAGUUGCUGUCUACAAGUCUGGAAAAGUUUAGAAAAAAAAUUGUGCUGAACCUCAGGAACAAAACAACCCUUUGUAAUUGCUGAACGAGUGGACAGUUCAUCUGGUAUUGCACCA
Molecule: messenger RNA, 1796 nt
Organism: Triticum aestivum (bread wheat)
Lineage: Eukaryota; Viridiplantae; Streptophyta; Magnoliopsida; Poales; Poaceae
Exons: 9
Coding region: 452-1483 (343 amino acids)
Source: RefSeq, a predicted model, not a curated record